This is a messenger RNA of Drosophila biarmipes, 2308 nucleotides long. RefSeq names its product ionotropic receptor 40a (gene Ir40a). The record is from RefSeq and is a predicted model, not a curated record. Gene Ontology annotation, molecular function: ligand-gated monoatomic ion channel activity. The transcript is spliced from 7 exons. Bases 1 to 2157 code for a protein of 718 amino acids. Gene Ontology annotation, cellular component: membrane. Lineage: Eukaryota; Metazoa; Arthropoda; Insecta; Diptera; Drosophilidae.
AUGGAAAAGCUUCUGCCUGCAUGGGGCCUUCUGCUAUACCUAUUUAAUUCACUAGAUGGCGGGAGACUGACUACUAAUAUCUGCCAUGAGUCUAACACUUCAAUAGCGCUCUCGCAAAUAAUCAGUGGCCUGCGACAACCUCUACUGUGCAUAUUGGUACCCUCCACAGCACUUGACGAAGGCUGCCAAAACGACAGCGGGUUUAAGUUUAAUGAAUUCUUACAGCGACUAAAUCAAAUCUACUAUAAAUCAGUUAUAUUCAGCGACACCGAGCUCUUUUUUCAGCACAUUGAGAACCAUCUUCAAGGAGCCAACGAAUGCAUCAGCCUUAUUUUUGACGACCCAAAGGAGCUGUUGCACCGCCUUUACUACCGGCGCCUUGCACAUCGUCUAAGCUUGUUUAUCUUCUAUUGGGGAGCUCGUUUGCCACCAAGAUCUGACGCUAUUAGUUUCAGGGAGCCGCUGCGAGCAGUGGUGAUCACCUGUCCCCGCCAAAAUGCUUUCCGCAUCUACUACAACCAGGCCAGACCGUGUAGCGUCGGUCAUCUGCAGCUGGUUAACUGGUAUGAUGGUGAAAGCCUUGGUCUGCAACGGAUACCUCUUCUGCCAACGGCGGCAUCCGUAUACGCCAAUUUUGAGGGUCGUACUUUUUUAGUACCAGUGUUUCAUUCUCCGCCGUGGUUUUGGGUCACCUAUUACAAUAACAGUUACGAAGAGGAGGAGAUUCCAAAAGUGUUUGGUAGCACGCAGUAUAUUGAUUUGAAAGUCACGGGUGGUCGAGAUCAUCGCUUACUGAAAGUACUGGCCAAGCAUAUGAACUUUCGGUUCAAGUAUAUCGAUGCUCCGGGACGAACACAGGGAUCAAUAAGGUCUGAUAAUGCCAAGGAGUCAAAUGACAGUUUUACGGGUGGAAUUGGAAUGCUACAAUUUAGAAGGGCAGACCUUUUUUUGGGUGACGUUGGUCUAGGCUUGGAGCGCCGAAAGGCUGUCGAGUUCUCGUUUUUUACCCUGGCGGACUCAGGAGCCUUUGCCACUCAUGCCCCCAGACGCCUUAACGAAGCUUUUGCUAUAAUGCGCCCAUUCAAGCCAGACAUCUGGCCAUAUUUAAUUCUGACGAUUCUCUUCUCCGGACCUAUCUUCUAUUGUAUUAUUGCCAUGCCUUAUAUAUGGCGUCGACGCUGUGUCUAUCCAGAUAUCGAGCAUUUUGGGAAACAAAUGUCUUCCACGUCAUACAUCAAGGAGAUUACACCACGAAAAUUAAUGUUAAAGCCUAUGAUGAUCCCGUCCGCCCAGCAGAUGCCCUUUCAACUGUUUGAUAAGUGUAUCUGGUUCGCUUUACGCUUAUUUUUAAAGCAAUCAUGUCAGGAAUUGUAUUACGGCUACCGUGCAAAGUUUUUAACUAUUGUGUACUGGAUCUCAGCAACAUAUGUCCUGGCUGAUGUGUAUUCGGCUCAAUUGACCAGCCAGUUUGCACGACCCGCCCGUGAAGCACCAAUCAACACGCUUCAGCACCUGCAGGCAGCCAUGAUUCACGAAGGUUAUCAGCUGUAUGUGGAAAAAGAAAGCAGCUCCUUGGAAAUGCUGGAGAAUGGGACGGAACUCUUUCGACAGCUUCACGCCCUAAUGCGGCAGCAGCAGCCUGGUAAAAAUCAGACAUUUUUUAUUGACUCUGUGGAAGCUGGCAUCCAAAUGAUCGCCAGUGGCAGCGUUUCCAAAGUAGUGCUGGGUGGACGUGAAACUCUUUACUUUAACAUUCAGCAAUAUGGAGCGUAUAAAUUUCAGCUUAGUCAAAAGCUGUACACUCGGUACUCAGCGGUGGCCGUACAAAUCGGUUGCCCUUUCCUUGACAGUCUAAACAAUGUCCUCAUGCACUUGUUUGAAGGAGGAAUCCUAGAAAAAAUGACCACCGCCGAAUACGCAACACAGGCCCGCAAGAUUUCAAUGAAGGGACCUCAGCAAUAUAAAGACGUUACAAAAAUUGACAAGGGAAGCACGAACAUGAAAAACAGUCGUUCCCAAAAUCGAGACAGUGAUGAUAUCAGUCCUCUCAACUUGGGAAUGCUACAAGGCGCUUUUAUCGCAUUAUUUGUAGGCGCACUAGCUGCAGGUGCCGUUCUUCUGUUUGAGUUUAUUUUUAACCAACUUUCCCUUGGUUAGAAGCAAUUUUGGCGUAUUCAAUGGGAUUGGUAAAACGAGAAAAUGUAAGUCCGUGAAAUUAAACAGCACAAAUUAAACAAACUUUUCAUAUGUGCGGAGUCGAGUGACCCCUCACAAAUAGCGCCCAUAACAACACAAAUAGCGCCAACAA